CCAGAGUCAAUGGUCUCUGAAGAGCCCCCAGAGAAACAACAGCGUCUCGAAGUUUCGUCGAUCGGACGACCCCCGGAACCCCAGCACAGCAGCCACCCGUGGUCACUCCCGAUGGAUGUCGUAGGAGGAUCCGUUUCACCGCUUCCGCCGAUGAACGGUGGAGCGCGAGACUUGUUCCCGCAACGAAAACAACGGGAAUUCAUACCUGACUCAAAGAAAGACGACUCGUAUUGGGACAGACGUCGACGGAACAAUGAAGCUGCCAAGCGCUCAAGAGAGAAACGUCGUCUCAACGACAUGGUUUUGGAAACCAGAGUUCUGGAGCUGGUCAAGGAGAACUCAAUGCUCCGAGCAGAGCUGAACGCCAUACGCGAGAAGUUCGGAUUGGGUCCCGCGAUGCUGCCGCAGCAGAUGCCCCACGGUAUAAAUCAAUUGCUCCAAUCGCAUCACCCGUCACCGUUAUCGGAUCCGGCGUCGCUUCAGCGAACAGUUAUACAUCAACCGAUACCUUUGCAUCAUCCCCACCUACAGCGAGCGGUGCCUUCUCCGGUAGUUACGCCGCAGACGCCUGCGAAACUCAUCUCAGCGCUGUCAAUGCCCAAAGUGAUGCAUCCAAUCUAUAGCCAGCCUCCUCAUCAGGUUCCUAUACACCCAGCCGAAGAGCACAUUUCUUCUUCGCCACACGAAAGCUCCCCGUUGUCUUCAGGGUCGUGGGCGUCUUCCGAGGAUCAUCCUCCGGCCCUCACUCCCAGCGUGGGGACGGCCUUCUCAUUGCCUCACAAACUCCGACACAAAUGGCUCAUGGGCAGCGAAUCGGGCGGCGUCCCCGAGCAUCGCGAACGGGAGGACGCGGUCUCGUCCGAUGGCGACAGCGGCGCGUCCUCGACCGAUGUUCCGGCAAGUCCUCCACGACCAGCGAAACAACGCAGACGCGUCAUUGUCAGCGCGACCGGGGAUCUCAAGACAGAAAAUAUUCAAUUGCGAUCCGAGAUGCAGAGGCUCGCAGAAGAAGUCGCUACACUUCGCGAUAUCAUGCUGAAUCCAAGCGUCACAGGUGGAACGCAAUUCCAAAAUUCGAAAGGCGAUAUCAGUCCUCCACCGACUCACGUCACUCCACCGCCAACGCCGGCUGAGCCCGAGGAUCUUCGAAAGAUCGGCGAAUCGUCUCCCUCGUCCUGUGGCAACAUGAGCGGAAGUGAACAUUGA
Messenger RNA from Galendromus occidentalis (western predatory mite), 1206 nucleotides. RefSeq names its product nuclear factor interleukin-3-regulated protein-like. Gene Ontology annotation, cellular component: nucleus. Gene Ontology annotation, biological process: regulation of DNA-templated transcription; circadian rhythm. The transcript has a single exon. The record is from RefSeq and is a predicted model, not a curated record. NCBI's taxonomy places the organism in Eukaryota, Metazoa, Arthropoda, Arachnida, Mesostigmata, Phytoseiidae. The annotation marks the transcript as partial. Gene Ontology annotation, molecular function: DNA-binding transcription factor activity; DNA binding.